Messenger RNA from Cololabis saira (Pacific saury), 2018 nucleotides. It is a transcript of the gene pkmb, whose product is annotated as pyruvate kinase M1/2b. The record is from RefSeq and is a predicted model, not a curated record. Gene Ontology annotation, cellular component: cytoplasm. The transcript has 11 exons. Lineage: Eukaryota; Metazoa; Chordata; Actinopteri; Beloniformes; Belonidae. Gene Ontology annotation, biological process: glycolytic process. The coding region runs from base 159 to 1739 and encodes 526 amino acids. Gene Ontology annotation, molecular function: pyruvate kinase activity; magnesium ion binding; potassium ion binding.
UUAUCACGGCCUGUAUCGGGUGUCACCGGCUGUUGCUCGGACAGAAAGUAGUCCCUCCCAAGAUAAAAGCGGGCGCUCCAGCAGAGACUGAGGUGCCUUGGUCCCUGCAAAGUUCACCCAGCCUUAGUAGGACUUUUCCUGCACGGUUAGAUCCAGUCAUGUCUAAGGAUUCUCACCACAUCGAGCAUCAGCAGAUGCGUGCUGCCAUGGCAGACACCUUCCUUGAGCAUACGUGUCUGCUUGACAUCGACUCCCACCCUGCUCAUUCUCGUAACACCGGCAUCAUCUGCACAAUCGGACCUGCCACCCGAUCUGUGGAUAUGUCCAAGGAAAUGAUCAAGGCUGGGAUGAACAUUGCAAGAAUGAACUUCUCUCAUGGUACACAUGAAUACCAUGCUGAGACCAUCAAGAAUGUCCGUACGGCAACUGAGAGCUUUGGGCCAGGAUCUGUGGAGUACAGGCCAGUGGCCAUCGCUCUGGACACCAAGGGACCAGAGAUCAGGACCGGUCUGAUCAAGGGCAGCGGCACCGCUGAGGUGGAGCUCAAGAAGGGUCAACCCAUCAAGAUCACUCUUGACGACAAGUUCAUGGAGAACUGCGAUGAGCACACUCUGUGGCUUGACUACAAGAACAUCACCAAGGUGGUUCAGGCUGGAAGCCACAUCUACAUAGACGAUGGUCUGAUUUCCGUCAAGGUCAAAGACAUUGGAAAGGACUUCCUGACCUGCGAGAUUGAGAAUGGCGGUAUUCUGGGCAGCAAGAAAGGCGUCAACCUCCCCGGUGCCGCGGUCGACCUCCCCGCUCUGUCUGAGAAAGACAUUCAGGACCUGCAGUUCGGCUUGGAGCAGGGAAUCGACAUGGUGUUCGCCUCAUUCAUCCGCAAGGGUGCCGACGUUCAGGCCGUCAGGAAAGUGCUGGGCGAGAAGGGCAAGCACAUCAAGAUCAUCAGCAAGCUGGAGAACCACGAGGGCGUGCGCAGAUUCGAUGAGAUCAUGGACGCCAGUGACGGCAUCAUGGUCGCCCGUGGAGACCUGGGUAUUGAGAUCCCAACAGAGAAGGUCUUCCUGGCUCAGAAGAUGAUGACUGCCAGGUGCAACAGGAUCGGCAAGCCCAUCACCUGCGCCACACAGAUGCUGGAGAGCAUGACCAAGAAGCCUCGCCCCACUCGUGCCGAGGCCAGCGAUGUCGCCAACGCUGUGCUGGACGGCAACGACUGCAUCAUGCUGAGCGGUGAGACCGCCAAGGGAGACUACCCUCUGGAGGCUGUGCGCACACAGCACAUGAUCGCUCGUGAAGCCGAGGCCGCCAUGUUCCACAGGCACAUCUUCGAGGAGCUGCGUCGCACCUCUCAUUUGACCCGUGACCCCACAGAGGCCACCGCCAUCGGCGCCGUCGAGGCUUCCUUCAAGUGCUGCGCCAACGCCAUCAUUGUGCUCACCAAGUCUGGCAGGACUGCUCACCUGGUGUCGAGGUACAGGCCCCGUGCCCCGAUCAUCGCCGUGACCCGCUGUGGCACGACAGCCCGCCAGUCUCACCUGUACCGCGGUAUUUACCCCGUCCUCUACACCAAGCCUGCAGACAAAGUCUGGGCUGAGGAUGUCGACCACCGUAUUAACUUUGCCAUGGAAGUUGGCAAGCACCACCAUUUCUUCAAGACUGGCGACGUGGUCGUGGUCGUGACCGGCUGGCGCCCAGACUCCGGCUACACCAACACCAUGAGGGUCGUGCUGGUGCCUUGAACGGCAUAAAAGGAAACAGUUCCCUCUCAUCUUUUAUAUAGAAGACAAAACAUUUUCCCUCCAUCUUGGACUUUCCGGGCCGAUCAUUCAAAGAACCGACGUCACGCACAGUAACUUCAUGAAUCCUUCUUCUAAUAUCUCCGCUUUCUUGUCUAAGUCCAGCGGUGAUUGUUAUCAUCUUCCAUGUACCAUUUAGAGCUAUCAGCCGGUGCAGCGUCCCACUCCGAGGUGAACUCGGGGGAGCUGAGCCGCUAUCCAUUAAAAGGAACUAUUGAAUCA